CUGUAUCCAAGCUUGUCGUUUACUUUUGUUAUACCGGUUAUCAUGGCGAUAUGAUUGCUAUGUGUUUUGUUGAACAAUUGAUUUCUUGAAAUAAUUAAUCCUCGUAAUUGAAAAAGGUUAAAGUUUGAUUGUACUUUAUUUGGUUUUUGUUUGUCAUUUUUUGCAACGUAUUUUUAGUGAAGUAAACAUGAGACAGUGAGAUAUACUGCUCCUUUCGACUGAUGCUUAAGCAAAAAUCACAUCCUGCAGGAGAAUUCUAUGAAGCAAUUCUACAAAGCAAUUUAAUUGUUUCAAUGGAUUCCUCAUAUUUCUAUACCAUACAUAAAGUGGUUUUUCUGUGAAGAGCAUACAUGCACUUUUCAAACUGAACAGGUGCAUGAUCAUAGAAAACCAUACUUCAUUUUUAAUUUACUUGCGAAGAUACUAAUGGUAGAUUUGUAAGGAAUAUUGAUUAAGUAUAUAUGAAAGGUCUGUUGAUUUUCACUGGUUUCAAAGCAAUGCAAAAUGUUGCAAUUGGCAAGAAGAAUAGGAAUAGUUUAACUAAAUAACAGUAUCCUGCUGCAUUCAGCCAAAUGUUUGACAAACAGUCUGCCAUCAUGACCAACGAAAAAAUCGAAAUAGAUUGGGGGAACGAGAAGUUGUUCAAGGCCCAGAAGCAAAUAGAAGACAACCAGUACGACCUUGAAGCAUGGAGUCUCCUUGCACGAGAAGCGCAAGGGAAGUGGAUUGACGAUGUGCGGCCCAUGUACGAGAAACUGGUCUCUACAUUCCCAAGCACGGGACGUUAUUGGAAGAUAUACAUUGAACAGGAGAUGAAAACUAGACAUUUUGAAAAAGUUGAAAAAUUAUUUCAAAGAUGUCUCAUGAAAGUGUUGAAUAUUGAAUUGUGGAAGCUGUAUUUAACUUACGUAAAAGAAACCAAGUCCAUCUUGCCAUCUUACAAAGAGAAAAUGGCACAAGCAUAUGACUUUGCUUUGGAAAAAAUCGGGAUGGACAUUCAGUCGUACUCCAUUUGGAAUGACUACGUGAACUUCCUAAAAGGCGUGGAAGCGAUAGGCUCAUAUGCAGAAAAUCAGAAGAUCAGUGCUGUUAGGAAAGUGUAUCAGCGAGGAGUGAUCAAUCCUAUGGUGAAUAUUGAACAAUUCUGGAAAGACUACAUGAACUUUGAGCAAAACAUCAAUCCUAUUAUCGCGGAAAAGAUGGCCAUGGAACGAAGCAGGGAUUACAUGAAUGCACGACGCGUUGCCAAGGAGUUUGAAGCUGUGACGAGAGGGUUGAACAGAAAUGCCCCAAGCACCCCACCGACUGGUCACAUGGAAGAGUUGAAGCAAGUUGACCUAUGGAAAAAGUACAUUGCCUGGGAAAAAUCAAACCCAUUGAGAACUGAAGACACGACCCUGAUAACCCGGCGUGUUAUGUUUGCCUAUGAACAGUGCCUGCUGUGUUUGGGGCAUCAUCCGGACAUAUGGUAUGAGGCAGCACAGUUUUUGGAGCAGAGCUCCAAACUGCUGACGGAGAAAGGAGAUGUUAAUGCGGCCAAGUUGUUCAGUGAUGAGGCUGCCACUAUUUACGAACGUGCCACUGCCUCCCUUCUGAGUAAAAAUAUGCUUUUGUACUUUGCUUAUGCUGACUUCGAAGAAGGCCGUCUGAAGUACGAAAAGGUUCACCAGAUCUACAGUCGUUUCCUGGACAUUCCAGACAUAGAUCCCACUUUGGCCUACGUGCAGUACAUGAAGUUUGCUCGCAGGGCUGAAGGUAUUAAAGCAGCAAGGACGGUCUUCAAAAGAGCGAGGGAAGAUGUGAGAUCAAAGUACCAUGUUUUUGUUGCAGCUGCAUUGAUGGAAUACUAUUGUAGCAAAGACAAAAACAUUGCUUUCAGAAUAUUUGAGUUGGGCUUGAAAAAGUUUUCUGAUAAUCCAGACUACAUUUUAUGUUACAUUGAUUAUUUGUCUCACCUGAAUGAAGAUAACAAUACUCGUGUUUUAUUUGAGAGAGUACUGUCAUCUGGGAACCUAGAACCGGAAAAGUCAGUGGAAAUUUGGAACAGAUUCCUUGAAUUUGAGUCGAACAUCGGAGAUCUUGCAAGUAUCGUUAAAGUUGAGAAAAGAAGGAGCACUGUUCUGCAGCAGAUAAAGGAAUUCGAAGGCAAAGAAACUGCUCAGUUGGUGGACAGGUACAAAUUCUUGGACCUGUAUCCUUGCUCUGCCACAGAGUUGAAGUCUAUCGGCUACAACGAGGUUGCGAAGACAUCCAUAAAAUUCCACUCUCUGUCCACUGCAGUGCUGGACACAGGCGAAGACUCAGUGAAUGUUCCCAAACCUGAUGUGACCAUGAUGAUACCUUUCAAGCCCAAGUCCCACACUGUUCCUGGAGAUCAUCCUGUCCCAGGAGGUGUGUUCCCUCAGCCUCCGGCGGUGGCACAGUUGUGUACGCUUCUCCCGCCUCCGGACUGUUUCCAAGGUCCCUUUGUGUCUGUCGACAUGCUCAUGGACGUGUUCAACAAGAUACAGUUGCCCGAGACACCGCUGCUGCCUACCGGGGAGAACGAUAAUGACAUUAAACUUUUUGAUCUUGCAAAGUCAAUACACUGGAUUGUGGACGAUAGUCAGGACGGUUCUUUGUCGAUUUCGUCCGGGCUGAAUCAUAAACGGCGGCGGCGUGCUCUCAACGACAGGGGCGAUGACAGUGAAGAUGAUGACAUGGCUGGAGCACCACCGAUAAAUGAUAUUUACAGAGCUAGACAGCAGAAACGUGUUAAGUGAUGUCAGAAAUCGAGUUUGGACCAUGUGGAAAAUCAUUUCGUGUAGUGGGCGUGCAAAGUGUGAAUGAUGAUGCUAGAGUUACGAUGAGUGCAUUUGAAACCUUUUAAAGUUUUAUUAAUGAAAUACUAUAAAAACAAUUUUAAAAGAAAUCAUUCUCUUUUCUUGUGCAUUUGUGGUAAACUCAGGCUUGUCAGCACAUCUGCCAGUUUUAUCAGUCAAAAAAAUUUUUUUAUCACAGAUUUUUAUUUUGCAGGAAUUUGAAACUGACAUUGCUGUGUGAGAUUAUGUGAGUCAUUGAUCAUAUAACUAGUUCCAAAUGUUGUCAUUAUUGUGCAAGGAAAAUUAAAUGUUUUCAUUACAUUCA
This is a messenger RNA of Bacillus rossius redtenbacheri, 3126 nucleotides long. RefSeq names its product protein suppressor of forked (gene su(f)). Bases 573 to 2762 code for a protein of 729 amino acids. Gene Ontology annotation, cellular component: nucleus. NCBI's taxonomy places the organism in Eukaryota, Metazoa, Arthropoda, Insecta, Phasmatodea, Bacillidae. The record is from RefSeq and is a predicted model, not a curated record. The transcript is spliced from 4 exons. Gene Ontology annotation, biological process: mRNA 3'-end processing. Gene Ontology annotation, molecular function: protein binding; mRNA binding.